CCUGAACACAACUACUAGCAACCCUCCAGACGUUACCUCAAGCUGCUUUCUCAGUUCAAGCAAUGAUUCCCUCACAACCACAACUCCACCAUGGUCGAUGGGGAGUACCCCCAUAUUUCGACUAUCAUUUCAAACAUUCCUUCUCUGGACCACAUGUACCUCCUUCGACAGGCGAAGCAGCGGCUCAUCUGGCAUCCAAUGCUGGAGCUGAAGCCAACGCCGCAGCGUAUGCAAGGAAUCUGCAGUACCACCAUUAUUAUGGCAGAGGUUGGGGAAGGCCCCGUUUAGGUUUUGGAAAACGAAUGAUCUGGUUUGGUCUCGGUGCUCUUGCCGCUACGUGGUAUUACAAACAUCAAGAACGUGAGAAACGCUGGAGAGAUCGUUCCAUAGCGUAUCCUCAGACUGGGCCAAACGUCCAAUUCAAUGGAGCUGAACCGGCGCAUGAGACUGGUCGAUGGAGACACUUUGAAUGGGUCUCGCCACAGAAACCCGCCUAUUCAUACCCUAUUCCUCCCAACGCUCCGAGCUUGACCCCUGCGACCGCUGUUGAUUCAACACCGGCCGCCUCCGCCGUCCUCACCGAGCUCAAGCAAUCUCCCUUGGCGGCUACACCAGUUGUGGAGCCCAGUCCCGCUGCGGCUGAAGACCGAUCCCAUAGUUGGGGCUGGGGAUCUCGACGACGUAGAAGAAGAGAAGAGCAGGAAGCUAGAGAAGCCGCGGAAGCUGCCAGAGGAUCUGACGAGCAAGAGAUGAAGAGGAUCAAGGAGGCCGUACAGGCUGUCUGGGAAGACAAGAAGGCUUCUGUCCUUCAGAGCCAAGACCAGCUGAACGAGCAGGCUCGACAAUAUGCUAAGCAAAAGGUGGAAAAGCUCAGUGUGGCGCUAGAAGCAUUAAGAGAAUCGUUGGAGUCUGAGACAGACAAGAAGAUUCGGAGAGCCAAUGAGAAGCUUGUGUGAUCCCAAAUAGACCCCUCAUAAUAGGCAGACAUGUGUGAUGAGAAGUCUAGACAAUGGAUGCGUUGAGUG
Kockovaella imperatae is the source of this 1025-nucleotide messenger RNA. RefSeq lists its product as hypothetical. The transcript is spliced from 4 exons. NCBI's taxonomy places the organism in Eukaryota, Fungi, Basidiomycota, Tremellomycetes, Tremellales, Cuniculitremaceae. Bases 63 to 956 code for a protein of 297 amino acids. The record is from RefSeq and is a predicted model, not a curated record.